AUGGAGAGGCAGAGCCCAGGGGAGAAGCAGGCAGAUACUAAUAGGGCUGUGGCCACCACCACCCCCACCACAUCAGCUGCCGUCACCAUGGCAACAGUCAGCUCCGGCAGCACCACGUGCACCCAGGCGCCCACCGCUUCCCUCGGCAUUAUCCCAUCAGACAGACAGGCAGUCCAGGUGAUCCAGCACGCUAUCCACAGACCUCAGAGCAUGGCGGCCCAGUACCUACAUCAGAUGUACGCAGCCCAGCAGCAGCACCUCAUGCUGCAGACAGCAGCCCUGCAGCAGCACCAGCACCAGCACACCCCCCAUCUGCAGAGUCUGGCCACCAUACAGCAGGCUUCAGUCUGUCAGAGGCAGUCUCCUUCUUCAUCUACUGGCAGUUUGGUUCAACCUGCUGGUGUUUCCCAAAACUCGAUCACUUUACCAGCAUCUCCAGUGACAGCCCAGCUGAUUGGCCGCACCCAAACAUCCAACUCCACUGCUGCUGCAACCACAAUAUCCCAGCAGGCCAUGCUUCUGGGAAACCGACCAGCCAACUGUAACCAAGCUCAAAUGUACCUUCGAACUCAGAUGCUUAUUCUAACUCCUGCAGCCCCAGUGGCUGCAGUUCAGUCAGACCUCCCUGCUGUCACCUCCUGCUCCUCUUUACCUACCUCCUCUCAGGUGCAGAAUCUGGCUCUGCACGCCCACUUGCCUGGAGCUCUGGCUACAGCCCACAGUGUCAUCUUAAAGCCAUCCACCCAGUCCCAAGCCCUGUCUCCAGCCGCCUCUUUGUCCAAGAUGUCAAUCUGCGCUCUGAAGACCAACCAGCUGACUGACACCUCAACUGAAACAGGUCAGCCUGGAGCCCAGAUUAUAACCCCAGCCUACUCUCCAGUGCAGGCCCACGCUCUGGUCAAGCAGCAGCUGUCCUGUCCAUCAGGCCAGCGGGUGGCACACCACCAGCUCAUCCUCCAGCAGGCCACAGCAGGCGCUCUCAACCACAGGCAGCUUCAGCCCAUCGCCCUCAGAGUGGCACCCCAAGAAACCAACUCCAACAACCCUCUUCCUCUUUCAGUUAAAAGACUGACCACUCCCAGCACCAUGUCACAAACCAACGGUGACCCCCAAGCCCCCUCUUCUUCAUCUUCUUCUACUUCCUCUUCUUCUUUUUCUUCUUCUUCUCGAUCUGUCACCAACGUGUUUGCAUCAUCAGCUCAGGCCUCAAUCCCAGCUGCCACCGUUCAGCCUCAGCCUCCUCCUCUGGUGGCCGCUCCGCAGCGCCGGACCUCAUUCCCACAAAUGCAGAAUCAGCCUCCGCCUCCUCCUCCACCUCUGGUUCUCCCCAGGCUGCCCCAGAACCCCCCAGCUUCCCUCCAGAGGCUGUCUGUGCACUCGGUCCAGGCUUUGGCGGUCCAGUCAGGGCAGGUGCUGCUGACAGAGCAGGAGCUGCCCGUAGCUGAGGCCCUGGUCCAGAUGCCCUACCAGAACCUGCCUCCUCCUCAGACGGUGGCUGUUGAUCUGAAAGUGCAUACGGUCAGACGCAAUGAAACUCCAUCGUCGGGGCAAACGUGCAAAGCGAAUGGACUGAGUUCAGACGAGAGGAAAGAUGAAUGUUCUACAAGUCGACAGAGAGACAGGACCCCUACAGCUCUCAUUGUGUCUCCUAAGCAGAAUGGUGCAGCAGUGAUGGGUUCAUCCCCCGUCAUGUCCAGUCACUCAGUGAUCAGGUCACCACAGUUAGAGGAGCCCUCCCAGCACGGCAGCAACCUUCCCCCUCCACCUCCUCCUCUACCUCCUCCCAUCCUUCCCACCACAGUCAGAGGCCCCAGCCAGCCUCCCUCUGCCCCUACCAGUGUCCCAGGAAGCCCCGACAGGAUACUUACAACCCACGUCCUCACACACCUCAUAGAGGGCUUCGUCAUUAGAGAGGGCCUGGAGCCGUUCCCGGUGGGUCCUUCCUCACUCUUAGCGGACCAGCAGGCUUCACUUCCAGAGUCCCAGGAGACCCGCAGCAACGGGGAUGCAGCAGCAGAGGACAGUCCUCUUGAUGCUGACCAGUCAGAUUCAACAGACUCUGAGAUGGAAAAUGAUGGCCCUACAGCAGAUGAGCUGGGGGAGAGUGUUGCAGGUGUGCUGCAGUGUGAAUACUGCGGGAACAGAGGUUAUGCUGAGACAUUUCUGCGCUCCAAGCGCUUCUGCUCCAUGACGUGUGUCAGAAGGUUCAGUGUGAGCUGCACCAAGCGUAUCACCCUGCUGAGAGCAGGCCGCUGGGGUCACAGGCCAAUGGGCCGGAGAGGACGACCCCCCAGCAGAGUCAAUGGAGCCUCCAGAGAACAUUUCCUGAGACAGGCUCAUGGGUCAUGUGGCUCAGAGGAGACCCAGCAGUGCUCACUGAGGGAGGAGGAGGAGGAGGCGCAGGAGGAGGAGGAGGAGGAGGAAGAGGAGCCUCCUGUUCCCAUGAAGACCAGGCUCCGGAAGCAGGCUGAGAGGGAGCGAGAGAGGGCGAGAGAGCAGGAGAGAGAGCAGAGGAUGCCAGAAACGAUCAGUGUUUCCGACGGAGAGGAAGACGUCGGCUGUCCAUCGCAGUGGAACGUGGAACAAGUGUUUUCUUAUAUCAACUCUCUGCCAGGAGGUCAGGAUGUCGCUGAAGACUUUCGCUCCCAGGAAAUAGACGGACAGGCUCUGCUGCUUCUCACUGAGGAUCACCUGGUCAGCACCAUGAACCUUAAACUGGGACCUGCACUGAAACUCUGUGCCCACAUUAACUCUCUGAAAGAUGCAUAAGCAAUUAACAUUCCUACUCCUCGACUCCAAGAAAGAGUUUUGUGCUGCU
Molecule: messenger RNA, 2818 nt
Organism: Seriola dumerili (greater amberjack)
Lineage: Eukaryota; Metazoa; Chordata; Actinopteri; Carangiformes; Carangidae
Gene: phc3a
Product: polyhomeotic homolog 3
Exons: 14
Coding region: 1-2769 (922 amino acids)
Cellular component (GO): PRC1 complex; nucleus
Molecular function (GO): zinc ion binding; protein binding
Source: RefSeq, a predicted model, not a curated record